Molecule: messenger RNA, 2121 nt
Organism: Trematosphaeria pertusa
Lineage: Eukaryota; Fungi; Ascomycota; Dothideomycetes; Pleosporales; Trematosphaeriaceae
Product: amidase signature enzyme
Exons: 1
Coding region: 28-1794 (588 amino acids)
Source: RefSeq, a predicted model, not a curated record
GUUUCCUUCGCUCUUCGUCCCUUCAUCAUGGCUCCGCCGGUGUUCGCAUCUGUCCUUCUUCUUCUCGCGCUUUCCAAGACGUCUUGGGCGCAGAACGAGAGCGUGUUGGCGAUUGACCCUUUACAGACGCCUUACCCAUACUAUUUUCCUCCCAUUGGGAGUGCGGAUACUCCGGGCCUCUUUCCCAUGCCCGCAUGCCAUGGUAUUACCGUGGAAGAAGCCACCAUCGACCAGCUACAGGGCUAUAUGAGCGACGGGACCCUGACUUCGGUGCAACUGCUGAAGUGCUAUAUCAAGAGGAUACAACAGGUCGAUGAAUAUAUCAAUUCGAUCAUCGAGCUCAAUCCGGAUGCGGAGGAUAUCGCAGCAGGACUAGAUGCCGAGCGGCAAGCCGGGCACGUGCGCGGGCCGCUCCAUGGCAUCCCGUUCGUCGUCAAAGAUAACAUCGCUACGAAAGAUCAGAUGGAAACGACGGCGGGAAGCUGGAUGUUGCUUGGGAGCGUGGUACCGAGAGAUGCGCAUGUGGUUGCAAAGCUGAGGCAGGCUGGCGCGCUUCUCAUGGGAAAGGCUACAUUGAGUGAGUGGGCUGAUAUGCGUUCAAACAACUACUCUGAAGGGUAUUCACCAAGAGGAGGGCAGGCGAGAAGUCCAUACAAUCUGACUCUCAACCCUGGAGGAAGUAGUUCGGGAAGCGCGGCUGCCGUAGCGGCCAAUGUAGUGUCGUUUGCUUUGGGCACAGAAACUGAUGGCAGCGUCAUCAAUCCGGCAGAGCGAAACGCGAUCGUGGGUAUUAAACCGACUGUCGGCAUGACUUCGAGAGCUGGCGUGGUUCCAGAGAGCAUUCACCAAGACUCCGUGGGCACGUUCGGCAAGACGCUCCGCGAUGCCGCAUACGCAUUUGACGCCAUCUACGGCAUUGAUGAACGCGACAAUUAUACCAUCGCACAGGAAGGAAAGACACCGGCAGGUGGAUACAUGCAGUUCCUCACUGACAGGUCUGCGCUCCAAAACGCCACAUUCGGCCUUCCAUGGAAUAGCUUCUGGGUCUACGCAGACGAAGAACAGCAAGCGAUUCUCCUCACUCUAAUCUCUCUCAUCGAAUCCGCCGGUGCUACUGUAAUCAACAACACCGAGCUGCCCAAUUACGAAACCAUUGUCUCUCCCGAUGGCUGGAACUGGGACUACGGCAGCACGCGCGGUUAUCCCAACGAAUCCGAAUACACCGUCGUGAAAGUGGACUUCUACAACAACAUCAAAGCAUAUCUCUCCGAGCUCGAGAACACAGAUAUCCGCAGUCUCGAAGAUAUCGUAGCAUACAACUACGCAAAUGACGGCACAGAAGGCGGCAAUCCAUGGCCUUUAGGCAUCCCAGCUUUCUACUCUGGGCAGGACGGUUUCCUCGCUAGUCUCGAAACAAAAGGAGUAAUGGACGAAACAUACUACCAAGCGCUCUCGUUCUGCCAGCGCAGCACUCGCGAAGAGGGUAUUGACGCUGCGCUCGCGAACAACGGCCAGCCCCUCGAUGCACUCCUUGUGCCACCGGACAUCGGCCAAACAUACCAAAUUGCGGCCCAGGCUGGAUACCCCAUGAUCACGCUCCCCGCGGGGGUGCAUACGGAGACUGGCAUGCCUUUUGGACUUGCGCUUAUGGGCACUGCGUGGAGCGAGGGGAACUUACUAAAGUGGGCGAGUGCGAUAGAGGACCUGCAGUUUAGCAGUGGGACGGAGGCUAAGAGGACCCUGCCUAGGUGGUAUGGGUACUUGGAGAGGAAUGUUCCGGUGAGGAAUUUGUAGGAUUGGUAUUGGGUAGCCCGCGGGGCUUCAGGGUACUUAGCAAUUUUCGCUCGCUGAUGCCACACUACCUUUCAUAUUUGCCACUUUGCUGUAUCAUUCUCAGAUUUCUGCCGGCUCUCAACGUUGAAAAUGUGGAACCGAAGUUCGCGAUGAUGGGAAGUGCACUCGGGGCCUUCUCGGUGCCGGCUCCCUGGGUGGGAGACGGCGGCCUUCAAGAGGACAAAAUUGAGAGAGGCAGACGGAUGCAUUAGCAAUAAUUAGCUUGAUGGCAUGGGGAGGAGUCCGGUCUUGAUGAACGGUUACACAAAGCUCUGGACUCUAAGUUGG